Messenger RNA from Rosa chinensis, 1004 nucleotides. Its product is annotated as loganic acid O-methyltransferase-like. Lineage: Eukaryota; Viridiplantae; Streptophyta; Magnoliopsida; Rosales; Rosaceae. The coding region runs from base 186 to 641 and encodes 151 amino acids. The record is from RefSeq and is a predicted model, not a curated record. The transcript has a single exon. Gene Ontology annotation, molecular function: S-adenosylmethionine-dependent methyltransferase activity. Gene Ontology annotation, biological process: methylation.
AUGCACAAACUUAAAGAGAGAAGAAGUAACCCGCACAAUCUCUCCUUUUGCAGAGAGCUUCUGUCGAUGCUGCCAAAGAAUUUCUGAACAAGGCAGUUGCAGAAAAGCUGGACAUCAAAAGUUUCUUACCUUCCAAGUCUUUUCGCAUUGCAGAUCUGGGUUGCUCUACUGGACCAAAUACUUUUAUGGCAGUUGGAAACAUACUUGAAGCUGUGGAGUCCAAGUAUCGAAGCCAAGGGCUGAAUUCUCAGAUUCCCGAAUUUCAAGUGUUCUUUAAUGAUCAUGCCUCAAAUGACUUUAACAUGCUCUUCCAGUCCCUCCCUCAGAACAGGCAAUACCAUGCAGCCGGUGUACCUGGUUCUUUCUACAAACAGGUGUUACCUAAUGCUUCCAUUAACUUUGUUUACUCUUCUACUGCCAUUCAAUGGCUCUCUAGAGUACCAACAGCAGUAGCAGAUAGUAAUAGUCCUGCGUGGAACAAAGGACACAUUCAUUACUCAAAUGCCACAGAUGAAGUAAUAAGGGCUUAUGAAACUCAAUAUAGUGAUGACAUGGAGAGCUUCCAGCAAGCCAGGGCACAAGAGAUUGUGUACGGAGGAUUAAUUGUACUUACAUUUCCAGGCCGCCACAGUGACACCUGAUGCUCUGCCAAACAUGGUCUUACAGCUUUUAGGAGCCUCCCUCAUGGACUUGGUUAGAAAGGUAAAGUCAUGCAUACAUAGUAAACAUGGAAAUUGUGUAACCUUACACAGCCACAAAAUGCAAAUAGAAAGAGAGUUAUAUAUGUAAAACUUUAUUAAAUUUAGCUCUACUUCUUGUUGCUUCUAUGUUGGAAUUGAACAAGACAUCAUUAUUCCUUCUGUGUAUGCAGGGAGUAGUUAGCGAAGAGAAGGUAGAUUCAUUUAACAUACCUGUGUAUUCAAUGUCUCCCAAAGAACUAGCAGCUGCUGUAGAAAGAAAUGGAUGUUUUAGCAUAGAGAUGGUGGCAGACUUGCUUGUUCCCC